AUGAGUCGUCGGGUGGUUCGCCAAAGCAAGUUCCGGCAUGUCUUCGGGCAGCCGGUCAAGGCCGACCAGAUGUAUGAGGACAUUCGCGUCUCCAAAGUGACCUGGGACAGUUCCUUCUGCGCUGUCAACCCCAAGUUCCUAGCCAUCAUUGUGGAAUCGGGAGGAGGAGGAGCCUUCAUGGUCCUGCCCUUGAGCAAGAUGGGCCGCGUGGACAAGAACGUUCCCCUGGUGACUGGACACACGGCCCCCGUGCUGGACAUCGACUGGUGCCCCCACAACGACAACGUCAUUGCCAGCGCAUCCGAAGACACAACCAUCAUGGUCUGGCAGAUUCCGGAUUUCCUGCCCAUGCGUAACUUGACGGAGCCGGUGGUGACCCUGGAAGGGCAUUCCAAGCGGGUGGGCAUCCUAACCUGGCACCCCACGGCCCGCAACGUCUUACUAAGUGCAG
Molecule: messenger RNA, 451 nt
Organism: Protobothrops mucrosquamatus (brown spotted pit viper)
Lineage: Eukaryota; Metazoa; Chordata; Lepidosauria; Squamata; Viperidae
Product: coronin-6-like
Exons: 3
Biological process (GO): actin filament organization; cell migration
Molecular function (GO): actin filament binding
Source: RefSeq, a predicted model, not a curated record